CAAUGUAUUUCUUUUGGAUAGUUUUCUGGACAUUUAUCAUCUUCGCCUCCAUUCUAGGAUUAGCAAGUUGGCGCUUAUGUCCUCUUAAUACAAGGACUAGGGCUCUGGAUACGAACGUUGAAUUGAAUCAACUGCAAUCAUCGAAUCUUCCGCAAGAGAGGAGGGCUCUGAAUGCCGUUCAACUGGAGAAGGGCUCCGAAUGCCAUUCAACUGGACGAUGGCUCAGAGUGCCGUUUAACUUGAGGAGGGCUCCAAAUGCCGUUCAACUGUAUCAACUUCAAUCAUCGAAUAGACCCCAAGGACGAAAGUACGACAUGCAAGUGGACAUACAUAACGCAGAGGCCAAAGAGGAGGAAAAUGACGACAACGAUGUGGGCAAUUCCUUAGACUUCGUAAUUUUGAAGAAUUUCAGUCAAGGGGAGAAAAACAAAUAAUACGUAAACGAAGAUUUCUAUAUUAUAGUUAAAUAUAGUACACAUAGAGGAAUUGCGAACAAAGGCCAUGUUAUAUAGCGCUUGAUUUCUGUGAGUGCCAAUUGUCCAAUGCCCUUACGCACAUGUACAUGUUAGUUUUGAAAAUAUUAACACUUACAUCCAUCAAAAGGCAUGCUUUAUAAAAAUAAACGUCCAAGAAAUAAACUUCUUGAUUUGAGCAUUUCCGGGACAAAGCUGUAACGCACAAAAGAAGGACGAUAUUAUUUUACAUGCCGUCAAUGCCUGUUUAUGGUAUUCGUAAAUAUUGUAUUUGUAUAUGAGGAUGGGAAAUUUUUCAGUUUGUUGUCUUUUUAAUAAAAUGAUAUAAUAUUCUGAAGAAAUUGUUCGCUUCAAAUGAUUAUCUGGUGAUAAUGUCAAACACGUUUAUUUGCUCGGCACGAUUACAUGUACCACUAGCCAAUGUUAAUGGUUCAGGUUUUUAAAAUCUCUGUAAAUAAACUUAUAACAGUACAUUUUCUAUCAUUAGUCUAUGAACAUUUGUAAAUGCAAUUAGCGAGCCUCUGCGAGAAUGACUACGAAAUUAAUGGAAUAAGAUAUGACGAGUUGUAGUUGAUAAAGCUUUUAAAGACUUUUACGUCAAUUGGUGAUUAAUUUAUCAUUUCGCUAAAACGGCAUCAUGAUCUUCGUUAUUCAAACAAUAAGUAUCCUAUUAAAACACUAACUAUUAUCUUACAUAUGCUAUAAAAAAAUCAAAUCACAACAUUUUUGUGAUGUUCGUUUUGCACAAGAAACUAACACAAGUUUUUUUUGACUAUUAAUGUUAUUUAAACAGCAAUUUCAAAAUACGAUGUUAUUGUUUCUAUAUAUUCCUUUAUUUUAACUAUUUAACCAUGGUUAUUUAUGAUUUAUUAAUGUAAAGUUAUGUUAUACACUUAUAAAAUCUACAUUUUUCCCAUGUAUAUUUCUGAGAAAAGAAUGUUAUUUUUUAUCGUUAUUUUAUUCCUGAGGUUAAUGAUGAAUUGUGUACUGUAAUUUUAUGAACACUCAAAUAUUCUAGCAAUUAAAGUGUAUUUUUUCCCUAUUUGAAUAUUCUCGCCACUAUACUGUUAUAUAUUAUAUAGCUUUUUUCCUAUUUAAAUAUUCUAGCCCUUAAAGUGUAUUAUAUUAUAUAGUUGUUCUCCUAUUUUAAUAGUGUAACCAUUAUAUUGUAUUAUAUCAUAAAGCGUUAUGUCUAAAUGAAUGAGUUGAUUUUAUAAUAUUUUCAUACGUAUUGUGUUACUUAUUAUUAUUAUUAUCAACUUAUGUUAUGCGAAUAUUUGUUACAUUUCAAACGGCCUUUUCCGUAGAUAGAUGAAUAGUUUCCAUAUUUUAACAAUUAUUCCAAAAAUGGUAUUACAGUAUAUAUAAAAAAAGCUAUUCAAUAUAGACAGUAUAAUAUUUUUGCAAUUUAUAUCACGAGGAAGGAAAGUUUCAUCCAUGAACCUUAAAGGAUCAUUAGCUUUUCACCAUUGUGUUGUCUCACAGUUUUGCAUUUAUUCUGUAUCUCUAAUAUACUAUUUAGAUAUUGGUAGAACUUAUUUCUAGUUCUAGUUACAUUUAUGUAUGUUAUGUUUUAUUAAGCAGUGUAACCAUGGUUUGCUGGCAGCAUUUCUUCUGACAUAAUAACAAGUUAGUGGUUGAGCAUAAAAUAGACUUUUGGUUUAUUUGUUGAUGAACAUCAAUUUUAAAUGCAAUUGAAGCAAUCUAACGAAGCAACCAUGUCUGGAAAAUAUUGUUCAAAUUAUUCUCCUGAUUAAUAUUGAAAAACAAUAUUUGUACGAAUAUGAACCUUUGGUUUCUGUAUAAAGUAUCGUAAACACCCUGUAUUCAGUCUUUAGCUUAUAAUUUGUGUCAGAUUUGUGGAGUAUCAUAAUACGAAUAUGAACGUUUGGUUUCUGUAUAAAGUAUCGUUAACACCAUGUUUUCAGUCUCUAGCUUAUAAUUUGUGUCAGUUUUGUGGAGUAUCAUAAUACGAAUAUGAAUGCUUGGUUUCUGUAUAAAAUAUCGUAAACACCAUGUUUUCAGUCUCUAGCUUAUAGUUUGUGUCAGAUUUGUGGAGUAUCAUUAUUAAUGUUUUGCAAUGUUUUUUUUUAAACACAUGUUUAAAUUCUUAAUAACCAUACUAUAAUAACAUAAAGCAUGAAUGUCUCGCUUCGUAAAUUCAACGAUUGUGUUUUUGCGCAUUUCGUAUUCCGAAAUAUAUUGAAAGAGACGUAAGUGAACGUAAUUAUAAUAUGAACCAUUAACGUGUGAAGCAUUUGAAAACGUGAUUAGAAAACAUUAUUCAUUUAAAAACAAGUUCCAAAAACGUAUAUUUAUA
This is a messenger RNA of Dreissena polymorpha, 2793 nucleotides long. RefSeq lists its product as uncharacterized. The coding region runs from base 3 to 434 and encodes 143 amino acids. The record is from RefSeq and is a predicted model, not a curated record. The transcript has 9 exons. NCBI's taxonomy places the organism in Eukaryota, Metazoa, Mollusca, Bivalvia, Myida, Dreissenidae.